This is a messenger RNA of Paramecium sonneborni, 491 nucleotides long. Lineage: Eukaryota; Ciliophora; Oligohymenophorea; Peniculida; Parameciidae. The record is from the annotation of a GenBank genome assembly.
AUGUAUUAGCUUACAAAAUAAUUGGUUGAUUUUCGUAGGAAUCAAUUUCUAAAUUAAGGACUUCAGACAGAAUUCACUAUUCAAUCUGAAAAUACGUAUGGAUAUUAUUAAAAUGGAUAGAAACAAAUUAGUGAGUGUUGGGUCACAAUUAAAAAAUCUAAAUAAUAUUGAGAAGUAACGAUAUCUAAGACCUGAAUCAUCAUACGAUGAGAGUUCAGGGGAAUCUAGUGUUAUGUGUGAACAGAAUCGUUAAAAAAGAUUAAAUGUAGAUGAUGUUGUUUCCAUGGUGAUUGAUACAGAAUGUAAUCAAACCAUAAAGUUGGAAGCAAAACCAUUUUAGAAAAAGUAAUAUUAAAUAAUAAUUAGUAAUCGAGUGGAUCAAGAGUGGGAAUCAUAAAAAUCAAUAAUAAUAAUGAAUAUUGAUGAAGAGGCCAUAGACAAUCUAGAUUUAAAUGAAUUUUUUGAUGAAUAGUAUACAAUUUUAUGAAUUG